UCCUUCUCGGCUUCCAAAUUCUCUUCGCUUUCCUUUCCUGGAACUUUCUUCUUCCCUUAUUUCGAGAGGAUUCUCUCGUUGUAAGUUUCCAUUCCAGCCUUCCAGAUAACAGAUUUUUCAAUUCAAUCUGGAGAGAGAGAGAGAGAGAGAGAGAGAGAGAUUAGCUUAUUGGGUUUUUGCUUUUUUUGUGAUUGUAGGGUUUUGCUAGGGUUUAGAUGGGGAGAGGGGGGGAGAUUGCUUCUCUAAGGGGAUUUAGGAAGAGAAGGAGAAUUCGAUCGGAAGAUGAAAGUUCAGGUGAGUCGGAUGAGGAAUAUGUGUUGGGAGAAGAUGAAUGUGGUGAUUAUAGUUCUGAUGAAUUGGGGGCGUCUGUUUCAGGAUAUUCAUCUGAUGAGAGCUUUGAUUCUGUUACAGUGAUGUGUUCUAGCAGCUCUGAUGAUGAGCGGGAGGUUGCACGAUCGAAACCCAGAAAGGGUUUCUUGGGACGGAGGGAAUUGAGGGUGGACCGAGGAAAUUCUAGGGUUUCUAGGGUUUCGGACGAUGAGGAGGACGGUGAUGAUGAGGCUAGGAAGGUUGUCCGAUUGAAACCCAGAAAGGGUUUUCCAAGCCGGAAGGAACCAGGUUUUAAAUGGCCACGUAGGAGACCUAAGGAUUCUAGGGCUUUGGAUGAUGAGAAUGACGAUGAUGUGGAUUGGAAUGUCAUCCCGACAAAACCCAGGAAGUGCUUUUCAGGCCAAAGAUUGGGGAUUAAGCGGUCGCACAGACUCACUGAAGUUUUGGGCAAUGGGGGAGAAGUUGAGGAAAAAGAAUUUUCGGGUCUCCGGAAGUCGAGCGUUAGACAGUCGCAGAGCAUUUCAAAUAAUUUGGAAGAAGAUGGUGAGGACGGAGAUGAAAUUCAGACAUCUGUCGAAUCAAAACCCAUAAAGGGUUUCUCAGGACAGUGGAAAUCAAGAGCUAUGCGCUCACAAACUAUAUAUAGAGUUUUGGAUGAUGAGGAAGACGAUGAGAACUACAUGCCAGAUGUAGAUGACCAUGUUGACACUGAGGAAGAGAGUCUGGUGAGAUCUGAUGAAGAUGGAGACGUCCUGGAAGAAAAUGAGAAGGAUGAGAGAAGGAAGAGGAGAGCUGUUGUGAAUUCUGAUUCGAAUUGCAUUGUUUCCAGAUCUUCACACAUCGAGCACACGAAUUCAGAAGAAGAGAGAGAUUUCGUAAGAGAAACGGUCAGCGAUGGGGGUUUGACAACUUGCUUAACUAGUCCAUCGUUGUUGAAUAGAUUGCAAGAUGAUAUGAGCUGGAACCAUCUUCGACGAAAAAGGUCGGUUAUGCAGUCACGUAGUGUUUAUACAGUGUCGCAUGAUGAGGAAUCCAUGCCAGAUGCAGAUGAUUAUGUAGAACAUGAGAAAGAAAAUCAGGUUUGGAAGAGAACCAGAGUGAGGCUACAAGGAUCGGCUUCGAGAAGCAUGGUGAGCUAUGCUGAUGAUUUUGUUGUUGAAGAUAGGAUCAUGAGGGAGGAGAAUAAGAAGAAGAGUCAAAGAAGGAAUAAAAGUGCUGUUGUGCAUUCCGAUUCGGGUUUCGACACUCAUGGGUCUUUGGAUGCUGAAUAUACUGUGGUUUCAGAAGAAGAGAGAGAUAGUUGUGGGAAUUCUACAACUUCCCCAAGAAGUCCAUUGUUGAAGAGAUUGCAAGUUGAUUUGAGUUGGCACCAUCUUCUAAGGAAAAGAUCUGUGAGGAACAGGAAAGGGGAGUUGUACUGUUCGCGGCCUGAUUUGGGGAAGCAAGUCUGCGGGAUCUGCUUGUCGGAAGAGCACAACGGCAUUGUUCGUGGGAUACUGAAUUCCUGCAUCCACUAUUUCUGUUUCACUUGCAUAAUGGAGUGGUCAAAGGUGGAAUCCCGUUGCCCGGUAUGCAAACAGCGGUUUUCAACCAUUAGUAAGCCGGCACGGUGGGACGUCGGGAUCGGUCUAACAAAGGAGGUGAUAUCUGUCCUGGAACGUGAUCAGGUUUAUCAGCCUUCUGAAGAAGAGAUGAGGGGCUAUUUCGAUCCAUACGAAAAUGUGGUUUGUGCAGUAUGCCAACAAGGCGUACACGGGGACCUUUUGCUCCUAUGUGAUAUCUGUGAUUCCGCUGCACAUACUUAUUGUGUCGGUUUGGGAUUAGAAGUACCCGAAGGCAACUGGUACUGUGAAGGUUGUAUGCCCUCCAAUCCUAGAUAUUCAGAUAUGCAAGUUCCGGAUUACACUUGCUGUGAUGGCUUGUGCAUUGAGCAAUCUGGAAAUGGUAUCAAUGCAGAAUGUCUCGAGUCCCAUGUGCAUUUCACAUCUUCUUCCCAGCAGCAUUCGGUGUCUCUACCAGAACAACCUUUUCCCAGUGAGAUUGAUGUGCUUUCCCCUCCUAGAUGUCCCAUGAGGCAAGAUCGUCAAGCUGCAUCCGUCAUGUCAGAGGCGGGGCCAUCGGGGCCAUCGACCAUCACAAGGAGACACAGGAUACACAUUCGGAUCCCCAACAACCGGUAGAACUGGUGAACCCCAUUCCAAUAGUUCAGCCAGCUAGUGAUGCCAUCCUUUAGUACUAGCUUCUACAUCGAUCUUUUGAUGAACAACAUGCUACUCUCAAGGAGACUGCCGAGUGGCUGAAUUGAGCGCACCAACAGCAUAAUCAUCCCUAAUAGGCUGCCAUCGAACCAUUCAUUGUGCAUAACCAUGAUCUCCCUUUCUUCUCUCAAUUCUGAUUCUUUUUUAGGACAUCAGUCAUUACAUUGAUAGAAAUAUUGUAGUAGAAAUGAGCUGCAUCGAUCGGGACCCAAAAGUGUUCGGUCCAUUCAACUGCAAUAAAAUAGGAUUUGAUUUUUGAGGGAAUUAUAGUUUGUAUAGGA
Magnolia sinica is the source of this 2869-nucleotide messenger RNA. RefSeq lists its product as uncharacterized. The record is from RefSeq and is a predicted model, not a curated record. Bases 216 to 2510 code for a protein of 764 amino acids. The transcript is spliced from 2 exons. NCBI's taxonomy places the organism in Eukaryota, Viridiplantae, Streptophyta, Magnoliopsida, Magnoliales, Magnoliaceae.